Cydia splendana is the source of this 3868-nucleotide messenger RNA. RefSeq lists its product as uncharacterized. The record is from RefSeq and is a predicted model, not a curated record. Lineage: Eukaryota; Metazoa; Arthropoda; Insecta; Lepidoptera; Tortricidae. Gene Ontology annotation, biological process: establishment of mitotic spindle orientation; regulation of asymmetric cell division; apical protein localization. Bases 274 to 3849 code for a protein of 1191 amino acids. Gene Ontology annotation, molecular function: cytoskeletal adaptor activity. Gene Ontology annotation, cellular component: apical cortex. The transcript has 10 exons.
CGAACGUAUUCGCCGGUGUUGAGUCGUGCGGUGCGAUACUCAGAUUACGCACGCUUUUACAAUGAGAUGUGAAAAAGUUGUUCCUGCGCAAGUGCAAUAGAACUGCAAAACAGUGUGAAACAAAGUUUUAUUAUUUUCAAAGAGAAAUUUGUGGAUUAUUGUUUAUGUAAUGCUUGUACUUUCAUGCCGGUUGCAAAUAAUUUGGAUUUGAUUUUGCCUGAAAAGUUGAGGGUCGGACGAGCGUAGUUCCCUGUUCCGGGAAAGUGCGUGAGGAUGUCCAACUUCCAACGAACGCGAAGUAAGGUAUGGUGGGGAGAUUCACCGCCGAACAUCGGCAGCCCAGUGGCGCAGCCGGCGGACUGGAACCACAACAGGGCCCAGGACGACUGGGAGCCUCAGCUGCCACACUGGAUCGCCAACCAGCCCGAACAAGAGAGGAACGUCAGCGUCGAAAAUAUUGCGCAGCCCAAUGCAGUUCAGAACCAGUGGCCCCUGCGCCACGGCAGCCCCGGCAGUCACAAGAGCCAAGACUCGGGGUUCUCAGACUCUGACAGCUCUCCACCUCCUUCGCAAUACUACCCCUCCCCUGAAGACUCUAAAAACAAGUCUGCAAUCAGCAGCGAUUCCAAUAACAAUGAAAAUAUCACUGUCAAACAAGCCAUCGAUUUUCAAAGCACUCCCAGCCAAGACGUUGUUGAUGCGAAAGCAUUAGAGGUUAGUGGGAUGAAGACGCCGGUGCCCAAGCCGAGGAACCGAAGCAGCAGCCUCAUACAGACUCCUUACGACUUGCAAAAAUAUUAUGAAAUACAUAAUGAUGAAGAACAUAUGGAACUCCUAAAGGAUAAGGAACAUGAAGACAAACAUCCUAGCCCAAAGAAUAUUAACGAUGAAGAUUCGCAAACAGAUAAAACGUCUAAAAAUAUAACUCCUAAGAAUGCCAAAGCUAAGGGUGGUAAAGAUAAUACAAAUCUUAAUGUAAGCAAUAAAGAAAAUAACCCAAAUAACAGUGCAAUACUCAGAGAUACCAAAGAUGUACCGGUAAAAAAUAUGAGUAUUAUUAGUCCGUCUAAGAAAUAUCCAGUUAAAAAGACAUUCAUAUCAAGUACUGAGAGUGAUAGUUCAAAAGUUAUCAAAGUGGCAAAAGUUAAAGAUUUAGAAACAAGUAAAAAUAAAUCUGAUGAAAGUUUAGAAUACAUAAAACUAGCCGACAACAAUGAGAUCGCAGUUAAUAACCAGCCGAGGAACAGAACUCCAAUUUCUAACAUAUCUUACAUACCAACAGAGAGGAGUACAGCAACAAAACCUGAAUACAAGCGUAGCAUGUCCAAUGAAGAUAACCUUCCAAUUACAACUACACCAAAAUUCCAAAGAAAUAGGCUAAACAAAUCACUUAACUUUGAAGCACAGAGGUUAGACCAGCAAAUACUUGAUAUUCAAGACGGCUACCAUUCAUUAGGAUACAUUGACGAGGAACCGGCUAAAGAAGACAAAGAUGAAGUUCAUAAACCUGCCAAUGCUUUGUUGGGCAAAAAUAUCAUGGACAGUCUUCAUCUCAAACCUUCAAAGAAACCUGGCCCUAAAUCUAAACAACGAAUGGCAACAAAGAGUGAAAGAAACAAAGAUAUAUUCAGGAUAUUCCCAGGGAAGAAAGAGAAGCCAAGCAUCGUUGAUACUCAUGCCGGCGGUAUCUUAAAUGGAAGUAGAGUACCCUCUCUCGGUCUGCCGAGAACACAGGAACAAAACUCGUGGGUCAUUGUCGGUUACCCAGAACAAGAAAUGUUACUUCCCAAUUACAAUGAAAGGUUAGUGGGUACUGAUAGCGACAUCAACUUAAGGGCUAAAGACUCGGAAGGCGACGAUAAUCACUUCAGAAUAAGUCGGAUAUCACCUCCACCACAAUUCCAAGACAAACUGAAAAUUCCAUACGACACAGAUUCUAAAACAGACAGGAAUUUAUACCACGAUACUAAACGGGAGAAGUUAAAAGAUGAUGAGCCGAAUUUCUCAGACGUCCAAUGUAAUUUAGCCUGUACAUCUACGCCAAAAAUGCUAGCUCCUCAUGAAUACAUGAAAGGGGCGCCACCAAGGAGUUCCGCUAAGAAUCCUCGUAGAGUGAAUCUGUUAGAAAAUUUUAAUAGCGGCUUAGUAUUGAACAAUCAGAAUGAAAUUUUAUACCGAGAGCGAAGCAUAGACCAGACAGCUUUAGAGCGGCUUUGUGAGAGGAAGCCAGAGCCGGUCCAAUACUGGCUGUGCGACCUGGUCGGCUCGUGUGAGAACGAGUGCAUGACGACGCUGCAGAGCAAGCCGCUGGGAGCGGAGAUGAAGGCCAUGGUGUCCGCUAGUUCUGCCACUAUUACAGGGAAUAUUAAGAAAGUGCAGACUCAUGGACAGAUUAUAGUACAUCAGUAUAGUGAUGUCAUCCGGCAACUAGAAGCCAACACUCCAAACGAAGAACAGAUCUGCCUCCUAGUAGCAAACAUCAACGAGUUCGUCCUAGCACACAGCAUAACCCUAAACACGAAGCCUCCAGGCGAGACUCCGGAACGAUGGGACAAGAUCAAGAAGUCACUACAACUGUACUUGCAGAAACUCAUAGACAUCGGGGAAGACGUGAAAGUGGAACUUAACGAGAGCACGAUAGAAUGCAGCGUGGUGCUGAAGCAUUUGGAAGCACUGAGUGGGAUUUUCUUAGAAACUACCAAAGCGGUAUUGGUACAGCAAAUGAAGACGCUAGUAUCGAUAAUCGAAGAGCCACCAUCGGACAUGAUUCUAAAGAGCACUCUAACUUCCAUCGGUCACCUAGCCAUGCUGAACGACCGUUCCGAAGGCUCGCUCCACGACAAAUGCUCCAAAAUCAUGAAGAGCAUCACAGAGCUCCCGUUCGUAGAAUGUGGAGUGCCUAGAGCGUUGUUAACGGCUAUUAUUGAGAGCAAUAAGAGCUCUAUUAAAGCGCUGUCGCUGAGAGCACUGGCUACUGUCUGUGUUACUGGGGACGCGGUCAAACAGUUUGAAGAGGGUGGCGGCAUCGAGAUCCUCUCAGACAUCCUAUCGGACAAAACCAACCCUGAGCCUCAGAUGCGUGAGGCCAUCACGGUGCUCACCCAGAUCACCGCGCCCUGGCUCAGAGGGCACUACGAUCUGACGCAGCUGCAUAUAUACUUGGACACCAUUGUUGAAAAUAUCACAGGCAUCCUGUCCCGCACGGAAUGCUGCCAGCUCCUCCUGCUCUGCACAGCGUGCCUCGUCAAUCUGGUGCGAGAGCUGGAGUUGGAGCAGGACCAGCAGAACCAGAAGUCCGACAUAGUCGCGGUCAUCACCAAGCACCGCACCACGGAGCGCCUGUUGGACGCCGUCAAGCGGCGCGGACCUAACAUCUCCGUGUUUCUACAGGAGCAAACAGCAUCCUACCUAGCGUCUCUCUCCCGCGUGCCGCGCUGCGUGCUAGCGCUGUCCUGCUCGUGGGCGACGUGCGCGGCGCUCGUGUGCUUCGCGCGCGCCGCGCCCGCGCACGCGCCGCGCGUCGCCGAGCUGCGCGCGCAGGCCCGCCUGCAUACGCAUGCCGCCGAGGCUAUCUCCAGACUAUCAGUGGUCCCCGACGUGGCCCACCAGAUAGUGCAGCUGGAAGGCGUCCCGCACUUGACCCGGCUGGUCAGGCUGCAGCGGACGCGCCCGCACCUCGACGUCGACCCCGACCAGACCCUCAUCUACUGCCUGAAGGCACUCCGCACCAUCUACAAACACCAGCCACACGCCUUCGCGGAUAUGCAAACGGAGGUGGAUGAGAUGAUCAGGCCGCAUUUGAUGGAGUCGCUUAUGCUCUUUUCGGCUAAACAGGAGAGCUACGUGUGAGUCUACGUCGAAAGGACCA